Molecule: messenger RNA, 1441 nt
Organism: Didymodactylos carnosus
Lineage: Eukaryota; Metazoa; Rotifera; Eurotatoria; Philodinida; Philodinidae
Source: the annotation of a GenBank genome assembly
AUGUCCAAACGCACAUUUAUGUCACAGGACAAUUCCGGUUUAUGUAGUCUAUUUGGCAUUAAAUCAACACUAUUGAUCAUGAGUUUACUAUUGAUGGUUUUAACUGGUUUCUUAUCAUAUCUGUGCGGUUGGACAUUAGUAUUCAAAUUAAAAUAUUCUCUUCUGUCUUCGUUAUCGUCGAUUUAUUCGCUCUCCGCUUAUAUUCUUAUUAUUUGCUCAUUAUUAACAACAAUAGCUAUUUUCUGCGUAUUUAUCACGGCGUGGAUCGAACAUCGACAAGGACUAAGAUUGGCUUUGUUUACAUUGGGAACCACAUUUUUAAUUGAACUGAUUACUGCUCUUUUAUCAUUUAUUUAUACCGUCAAUUUAUCUGAUCGUUUAUCAUCGAAUUUAUUGUCAUUAGUUCAAUAUAAAUAUCACGUUGAUACACGAACUGAACAAGAUUUUGAUCAAAUGCAAAUCUAUUUUCAUUGUUGUGGAUCUAAAUCAUUCAAAGAUUGGUCAUUAUCAUCUCGUUUCAAUAAUGUAAACAACACAUCUUUUCUUGUGCCCGAUAGUUGCUGUAAAUCCUUUGAAUAUAAAUGUGUACAAAAACCAUUUGGUAUACAUCCAUCGAAUAUCUACUAUCAAGUACGUAGUGUGUCUUACCUAUUUCAUAAGAAAUUCUUUAUUUUGCGUGCAUAUUUUAUUUGUUAAAAAAUAAAAUAACGGGUGGCCUAUAAAUAAUGAACCUCUGAGUAUUCUGCAUAUACUUUUAUUUCUCUUCAAUCCUUAGAUCUGACUGUUUUUUUCCAAAAGAUGCGCUGUCAAAUCUAGGUCAAAUCUGCGCUGUCCUUCUCUACAAGAUUUGAUCAAACUUAUUUCUAUAGAAAGUUAAGGAGAAAAAUUAAACGAAAAAUACUCUCAACAUAAUGAAACGGAUCAACUUGCUAAGCUGAAAAAACGUUUUGUUCAACCGCUUCCAUUGAGUUGGAUGAUAAAAAGAAGAGAAUAUACGCAUUUUGUAGUCUUUGAAAAGUUCUAUCAGCCAGUAUUAGAUGUACAAAUACAAAAUCAAUCUUUGGGGCUUACAUCGAUUUUCUCCUCUUUGAGGCUGUGCAAAGUUCACCUAUUUGAAUGUGUACAUUCGAUGCUCCUGGAAAAUGCGGCAUAACGAAGCCAAAAUCGCACCCUUUUAGCUCGAUCUUUUUUUUUUCUUUUGAUGAGAAGUAACACUUGUUGCAGAUUUAACGCUGAAAGUUACCUUAAAGCUUUAUUCAUAAAUUCACUUGCCGACCGAUAGCAGAUUUUGGUAACUUAGAGGUGAAAUUUUGGAAUGUUAGAUUUGAACGAGCUGUGAACUGCAUAAGGAGAAAGCGUGCACUUCAAAGUACUCAAAAAUAUCUUCACUGUUGUUUCAUUGUCUUUAGAUUUGCUGAAAAUAUUCUAAAAUUUGUAAAUC